This is a messenger RNA of Zalophus californianus (California sea lion), 2722 nucleotides long. It is a transcript of the gene HNRNPLL, whose product is annotated as heterogeneous nuclear ribonucleoprotein L like. The record is from RefSeq and is a predicted model, not a curated record. The transcript has 13 exons. Gene Ontology annotation, cellular component: nucleus. Gene Ontology annotation, molecular function: mRNA binding. Gene Ontology annotation, biological process: regulation of RNA splicing; mRNA processing. Lineage: Eukaryota; Metazoa; Chordata; Mammalia; Carnivora; Otariidae. The coding region runs from base 404 to 2038 and encodes 544 amino acids.
UCGAUCCUGCGCGGCGGCUGCUAAGGCGGGGGCGGAGGCUCGGUCUGGGCGGCAGGGAGCGGAUUAGGGGAGGAGGGAAGACCGGAAGCCACGGUCGCGUCCCCAUCCUUAGAUUUGCUCCCCCGGGCUGGGAGCGGAGACGGAGGAGGAGGGAGAGGCUGAAUGUUGGCUCCGUAAUAAAGGGGAGCGGCCGCUCCGGAGCCUCCUCCCGGGGCGCCCCCCUCAUUCCGCCCGCUCCCUGCACCCACCCAGCUCCUGGGCGCCCGGCCCCCGAGGCCGGCCCGGCAGCACAGACCUUCGCUGGAGAGACUCGGCCAGUGGCGGGGACUGGCCGGCGGCGUCCGAGGCCCGCGCCCCGCCGCCACCCCCACCCGCUAGCCCGCCGGUCCCUCUGGCCGCCGCCAUGUCCUCCUCCUCAUCCUCUCCCAGGGAGACGUACGAGGAGGACCGCGAGUACGAGAGCCAGGCCAAGCGCCUCAAGACCGAGGAGGGGGAGAUCGACUACUCGGCCGAGGAAGGCGAGAACCGCCGGGAAGCGACGCCCCGGGGCGGGGGCGAUGGCGGCGGCGGCGGCGGCGGCCGGAGCUUCUCACAGCCGGAGGCAGGUGGAAGUCAUCAUAAAGUUUCUGUUUCACCAGUUGUCCAUGUUCGAGGACUCUGUGAAUCUGUGGUGGAAGCAGACCUUGUGGAGGCUCUGGAGAAAUUUGGGACAAUAUGCUAUGUUAUGAUGAUGCCGUUUAAACGGCAGGCUCUAGUGGAAUUUGAAAACAUAGAUAGUGCCAAAGAAUGUGUGACGUUUGCUGCGGAUGAACCUGUGUACAUUGCUGGUCAACAGGCUUUUUUCAACUAUUCUACAAGCAAAAGGAUCACUCGGCCAGGAAAUACUGAUGAUCCAUCAGGAGGCAACAAAGUUCUUCUGCUAUCAAUUCAGAAUCCUCUCUAUCCAAUUACAGUGGAUGUUUUAUACACUGUAUGCAACCCUGUUGGAAAAGUACAACGUAUUGUUAUAUUCAAGAGAAAUGGGAUACAAGCAAUGGUUGAGUUUGAAUCAGUCCUUUGUGCCCAGAAAGCUAAAGCAGCACUCAAUGGAGCAGAUAUAUAUGCUGGAUGUUGCACACUAAAAAUCGAAUAUGCAAGGCCAACUCGUCUAAAUGUUAUUAGGAAUGACAAUGACAGUUGGGACUACACUAAACCAUAUUUGGGAAGACGAGAUAGAGGAAAGGGUCGCCAGAGACAAGCCAUUUUGGGAGAACACCCUUCUUCGUUUAGACAUGAUGGCUAUGGAUCCCAUGGUCCAUUAUUGCCUUUACCAAGUCGUUACAGAAUGGGCUCUCGAGAUACGCCUGAGCUUGUUGCAUAUCCAUUACCACAGGCUUCUUCCUCUUACAUGCAUGGAGGAAAUCCCUCUGGUUCAGUUGUAAUGGUUAGUGGAUUACAUCAGCUAAAAAUGAAUUGUUCAAGAGUGUUCAACUUAUUCUGCUUAUAUGGAAAUAUUGAAAAGGUAAAAUUUAUGAAGACCAUUCCUGGUACAGCACUGGUAGAAAUGGGUGAUGAGUAUGCUGUAGAAAGAGCUGUCACACACCUUAACAAUGUCAAAUUAUUUGGGAAAAGACUUAAUGUUUGUGUGUCUAAACAACAUUCAGUUGUUCCAAGUCAAAUAUUUGAACUGGAGGAUGGUACAAGUAGCUACAAAGAUUUUGCAAUGAGCAAAAAUAAUCGCUUUACAAGUGCUGGUCAAGCAUCUAAGAAUAUAAUCCAGCCACCCUCAUGUGUGCUGCAUUAUUAUAAUGUUCCAUUGUGUGUCACAGAGGAGACUUUCACAAAGUUAUGUAACGACCAUGAAGUUCUUACAUUCAUCAAAUAUAAAGUGUUUGAUGCAAAACCUUCUGCCAAAACACUUUCUGGGCUAUUAGAAUGGGAGUGCAAAACUGAUGCAGUAGAAGCCCUUACGGCACUUAAUCACUACCAGAUAAGAGUUCCAAAUGGUUCCAAUCCCUACACAUUGAAGCUUUGCUUUUCUACAUCAUCCCAUUUAUAAGAAGAGAAGAGCAUGUUAGAAUUUAUGUUCACCUUUAUUACAAUUUUAAAGCUACACUUCAUUAAAAAAAAAAACUAAGAUGGUUGAUCUAAUGUUGCCUUGCUUACUUUGAUUUAAGAUCCUGUUCUGUAAUAAACAAAUAUUUUGCCUUGAGUAAACUUGUUGUAAAGUUAAAUAUUGAAUUGUUUUCAUUUUAAAAUAGAAUGUCAUAAUGUAGACUAUCUACAGCUUCCUUGUAGAUUACGCAAAUAUAUGAUUUCUAAUCUUAUUUUUCUUCCACAGUGAAAAUAUAUUUGCAUUCUUAAUGCUAAUUAUCUGCAAGUAUUUUUCCAUUGUGUAUGAGAUUAAUGCAGGUGAAAGUAUUGCAUUUUAAUAUUAUAGAAUUCCUAUUAUAUGUUUAGAUGUUUAAGUAUGUUGCAGUUAUUCAUAUUAAACAUAACUUGUAUUUAUUAAGUAUUUUAAUCAAGUUUGAGAAUAACAUUGCACACAAUGAAUUUUAAGUACUAAAGAUUUAGCUGAUUUUAUAUUUCUGAAAGGCUAACAGACAUGGAUACACUUGUACAGUAUGCACUCAAACUUAUUUAAAUUGUUGUAAUUUUUUUUUUUUUAAGUCAUUGUCCAUUUGUAUUGCCAUGCCUCUGUUUCUAGUUCCAGUUUGGAGAUUUUAUAAAGUUACAACAAUGA